AUGAUCACUUUCGACCCAUCCUUUCCUUCCUUCAUGCUUGUCGCUCCUGACAUCACCUACUUCGUCCUCCCACAAGGUCGUGUUUCCUCUUCCUCCACUUCUACCCCUCCCUGCGUUCCCAAACCGUCCUUUCUCCCGUGCAGAAUCACUUCCAUAUGGACUCCUGCUGCGCUUUUCCCCAUGCACAGCAUCCCACCCUCGAUCUCUCUGUUCCUCGAAUUCAUCAUCGCUGCUACGCUCUCUACUGCUCCCUCUCUGUCCUGGUCGCAAAGGCGAGAUCUGCCUAAAAUUACCGCUGCUGAAUCUCAAGUUUUCCCCUCUUUGUGUAGCUCUCUUCUCAUACUCUCCUCUCCUUUCGUGCUCUCCUCUCCUCUCAUGCUCUCCUCUCUUGCCAUCCUCUCCGUCCUCUCCUCCCAUUUCGUGCUUUCCUCCUCCCCGCCAAGGCCCCAGUUCCUCCUCUUUCCCUCUUCGCCAAGCUCGUCCUUCCCCGUCCUCUCUUCGCCGGCCCUUCUCUUCGUCGUCUCUUAUCCCCCUCUUUUCCUCCCAAUGACUAUCGUCCCUAAUUCUCUCCCUUCGCUCCCUCCUCCAGCCAUCGCCACUUCUUUGCGUUCUCCGUGCUUCCCCCACGCUGCCUCCCCCCCUCGCAUCCCUGGACGUCCCAUGUUGGAAGAUAAACUGACAUCGAUACUGCAGAAGUAUCUCGGGGAAUACUUCUCUGGACUGUCGAAGGAAGCGCUGAAAGUUAGUGUGUGGAAAGGUGACAUUGAGCUCAAGAAUAUUCGCUUGCGACCUGAAGCGCUUAGACGCCUGCAGUUACCAGUUGUAAUAAAGUCAGGAAUCGUAAAGGCCUUGCGCGUUCAGAUACCAUGGAAGAGCCUCGGAAGGUCAUCAAUCGUCAUUCAUCUGGACGGACUUGAGCUCUUACUUGGACCCAACGAGUCUGUCUUUCUUGAUCCGGCAUCAGCUCUGAACGCCAAGCGCAAGCGCGUUCAAGAUGCAGAGGAGCUGAUCCUGUCUCGACGCGAUGCCAGCGUCGGAAAAGACACCGUAAGGAAAUCCAUGGACCCGCAGCUGUGGGAAUCCAACUUGACAGGCUUGCUGCCUUUUCCGUUGACAAGGAUGGAAAGGAGACAUACGUGUCCGGUGGAGAGCUUGAUAGCACUAGAAAGGCUUGUCGCUCAUGAGCUCGUUUCACAAGAAAUGAAAAAACAGAAGGGGAAAGCUCCUAGGAACGCUGCCCUCCCGGCCCAGCUUGAUGCUGAAGACUGGACUCAGUUGCAAGCGCUAUUACCCGAGGCUACAAACAGCGAGACCACAGGACAGAACUUGGACUGGUUAUUGCAUGGCUCAGUUCAGCAGGCUCAUGUUCUGUUCAUCAAGUCAAGCUUGGACCGCAUCAUUGAAUUCUUUCAGAGUAACGACGCCUUGAGUCCUGCUCUUGCAUUGGACACUGCUGACGCUUUUGAGCAAACUGUUGAAGAAAUCAAACGCCAGGCUCAGGCACAGCUGAUGAACUUCAUGCGCUCUGUUUCCCGAUUUGAGGGCGCAGCCAAACCACGCAUCCACAUCAACCACGACCUCAGACCUUCUGCUGACUACAAAGGCUGCAUUCACGUUCUCAUAAGACAGGGCAUAUCUAGUACUGAAUUUGCUUGGCAAAAGAGGGUGGGGGCUGUGGCUGGGCCCUUUCUCUACCUUGAGUUUGAUGUGGGAAGGCUGGAGAUUUCAAAUUCGAUUGAAGUCUUGAAGCUGCUUGGUGAUGGCAAGUCAAUUCAUGAUGUUAGCCUGGACGUCAUGAAAGUGGAGAUUGAUGGAAUUCGCCUGCAUGCGAUGACCAAGGGUCAUGUCACUGACAAUAUGAUCGAGAGGCUUGUGGGCCUUCAGGUGUUUAUUGAGAGACCUUUGAGUGAUCCCACAGGCCUCUUGCCUGGCUGCCAUAUUUCAGUGAAGGUUGGUCAUCUCCAAGGAGGAAUGUGCAGUGCAGAGUACGCAACUGUUCUUGACUGUGUUUCUGGAAAUUUUUCGGAAAUGCCACGGUCGAUCUCGGUUUCCACGGCAGCACCUGAUUCCACUCCAGUGGCCUCCGUGACGCCAUUGAAGCAUGUGGAUGUGAAAUCAUCUGUCCACAUCCAGUCUCUUGCACUCCUCUUGUAUGAAGGGUCUUCACGUGAAGCCACAUUCGCCAAACUUCAGGUUUCCAAUCUAUCUCUUCGCCACUUCCUGCACAGCGGAGGCAUCUCGCAGUUGUUUCUGUCUAUUUUUCAGGUUUUCAUCAAAGACCUGACCCCUGGAGUCGCAGCAGAGGAGCGCUGGGUUUUGGGGAUUGUUGACGACAUGGAAGGAGUGAUGUCAACAGUGGGAUCUGAAAGUGCAUCUUCUGCUGAAUGGCCAACUCAUCUCUCUUUGCUUCCUCGUGAACAAAGUGGGGCUGAGCAUAUCCAUCCGUCACUGCCAAUUCUGAUUCUGGAAUCUGAGUUCACAGGUGAUGUCCAGAGCAUGUCACUUAGGAUUCAGCGUCCUCGGCUGCUGCUGGCUCCACCAUUCAUCUCCCACCUUUCAAGUUUCUUCACUCGCUCGGAGGAUGUUGAAGCUGUGUCUGCUGCUGUUCCUCGAUGGGAAGAUGCUUUUCACCUUCACACACCAUACACGCUUCAGCAAGCGCCUGGUGUUUUAGAGAUUUCCUCUCAGAAGCCUCUUGUUGCAGAUGCGCCUGGUGUGUCAAGUUUUACUUUUGAUGGGAACGGGGGUUCCAUCGAACUGCUGGCUGCUGGGCUCACCGAAGCUACUGCUGCUGAAGCUUCUCUGAUCAUCGUCGGCCCAGGAAAACACCUCCGAUUCAAGAACGUCCACAUCUAUGGAGCUGAAUGGCUUGCCUGUGUGGUCAAACUGGGAGUCAGAAGUAGUUAUUCAGUGGAUGAAGCUGAUGGUGUCAAAUUGCUGCCGAUACGCCCAAAAGACCGACCGUCUCAGCAGCUUGACAAGCCCAGAUCUCCCCAGCAUGUGCCUGAACCAUCUUCUGGGCAUUGGAAGUUCAAUCUCCAGGCAAUUGGGUUGGAGUUGAUUGCCAUAGAUCAGGCACGAUGGGCAGCAAUACAAUUAUCUUCUCCAGAGAAUCUUUUGAGGCUCAAGGCUUCUCUGUAUCUCAGCAUUCAAACUGUGCGAGGCAUGUCGGAGGUGAACGUCGCAGUCAGGUCAUCCGGGAUCAGCACAGGCUCAGGGUUGUGCGUGAUAGAGCCUGUUGAUUCUAGAAUGAGGUUCACAUCCUCAACAGGCUACACGGACAGCCAGUUUUCAGUUUCCGAUCUGCGUACGCACUUCACGUUCGACACGGUGGAGCUCAUCCUGAGGAUGCAGGAGAAGUACAUGAGCUCAGUGUACAGUGUUGCUGAAAAUCCUCAGCAUUUGUGCUUGCAGUUCAAGAAGGUGUGGGCAUAUGCAGGAAGGUCUGAUAUGCAGAGGAUUUCGUUUUGGAGACCAAUUGCACCACCAGGGUUUGUUGUACUUGGUGACUGCUUGACAACAGAUGAUGCUCCCCCAACCAGAGGGGUGUUAGCUGUCAGCCUGGCAGGCGGCUAUGUGAAAAAACCAGUGUCAUUUGCUAAAAUAUGGUCAUCCGAGGAGGGAUCUGAUGUCUCGUCAAGUCCAGAGUGCUCUGUGUGGGAACCGAUUCCCCCCCCUGGAUUUGUGGCUGUAGGUUGUGUUGCCCAUCCAGGACCACUACCUCCCUCAGCGUCUGCUGUGUACUGCAUAGAAGCAUCACAUGUGUCCCCUGCAGCACUUCGUGGCUGCAUAACGGUGCAAGUGAAUGACGGACUGCAAUCGUUCAAGCUCUGGAGGAUCGAGAAUUCAUUGAGCACAUUCUCUGCCCGUCAGGAACAGGAGGCUGCUUGUGCCUUUGCAUUCGACUUGCGCUAUCAGCUUCCUGCAAACACACCCAGCAAUCUUUCAUCGUUGCCAAUUGACCUUGAUGGUGUUGCAACUGGGACUUCGGCUCAGCAGGUGGAGGAUUCAAUGUCGUUUGAAGUUCCCUCUGUGGCAAUCUCAUCACGGCAGCAAGAAGGAUUUCAGCAAGCGCAUUUCUUCAAGCUAGCCUGGGAGUCACGUAGGGAGACUUCUGGCACUGCAAUUUCUGUGUGGAGGCCCCUCUGUCCCGAAGGUUUUGCAUUUCUUGGCGAUGUCAUCCACUCCGGAUGCUCUCCACCAGAUUCCACUGUUAUCAUUGAGGGGGUUGAUGACAGUCUCCUUGUGAAACCUUUAAGCUGGAAGCUGUUGAAGUACAUUCCGACUCAAGGCACACAAGACAGUGUUGCUUUUUGGUCAGCAGUUCCACCCCCUGGUUACAGCUCUUUGGGAGUGGUUGUGACUGUGGGGAAAACAGCUCCGUCCGAAGACAGUUUCCGUUGCGUGCGGAAUGAUGCAUGUGUGCCUGUCAAAAUCGCUGCUGCUCCAGUUUUUGAACUGGUCUCACGCAAGGGAAAGCCCCUGUGCAAGCUUUGGCCUGUCGAGAAUCAGGUUGGGUCUUUCUUGGUCACCACAAAGGGUCGAAAGGGGCCACCUCGGCGCCUUGGCUUGGGCAUUUUUGUGCUGGAUGAGCAGCGGCCAGUCUCACGAGUGUAUGUUGACGUCUCACUACCAGUUUUCUCUGUCACCCUCUACGAUGACUUUGGGAGCCUGAUGACACCACUCAUCAAGAUAAGCCUUGACAAACUGGUCGUGAAGUCACUCCACUAUGGCACCAGUGAUGUCCAUCAGGUGUCCGCUGGCUGCUGUGUGGAUGCUUUCAACAAUCAGCAAGAUGCUUGGGAGCCCUUUUUGGAGCCUUGGCAUGGGAUGGUCAGAGCUGAGUUGGCUGGGAAGGAUGGCCUUGAGCCACCACUGUCAACUUGUCGAGUGGUGUCCAACAGCAAGGUGAACAUCAAUCUAUCGUCAGUGAACGUCAAUCACUUCGGGGAGGCGUACGCAGACUGGCUGAAGCUCCUAGAAUCCAAGGAGGAUGCAGAGAGGGCCAUUCACAUGAUCGAGCAUGAUAAGGAUGAGGAAGGGGACACAGAAGAGUACACACAUGCAACGGAGCGGCCUGCCUACAUCGUGCAGCACAAUUCAUCCGGCAUUGAUCUAUUCUUCCGAGUGGUGGACAAGAAGUUGGAGUCUAGGGUCUUCUGCUUGCCGUCUGGCAGCCAGGCUUGCAUUGUGGUGCCACCGGAGACCAGUUCUUUACACCCGUCACCCGAGCAUCACAGCAGUGUCCAAAGAGGUUCCGUUCUUGCAUUUGGUAUCGGUGACCUGCAGAUUCCCAAAGAGCUGGUCUCUAAUCCAGAGGAGCUUGUCUGUUCGGUCUCGUUGACCUCAGCCAUUGAUGUCAACGGGUUUCAGUGCGCGCAGCAGGCACGCACGAGUAUGAAGGUUCCUGCAAGUGCUGGGAACUCGUGGCUGGUUUCUUGGAACGAGGUUUUUCUCUUCGAGAGCACGCUGGAGGAAGGAGAGACGGUGUGUGUUGCAGUGGAGCGAAGCGCUUUCACAGGAUUGGUUCUUUUCAGUUUCACUUGCGCUGCGAAGCCUGGCGUGAAUAUGGCAGAAAUCGAGUAUUCGUCACACAAAAAUUCCACCACAGGCCACUCUUGGCUCUCCUCCAAUCUUGAGCCUGUGUCUGGCGACCAUGGCACUGCUCACCUCAGUGUAUUCCACCACUUUGGCAAGAUUGGAGCUGAUGGAAGAUUGGAACCUCUGAAUGAAGUCCCGGACUUGCCUAUCCGGGAGCAGUGGCAGCCAUUUCAGAUGUCACUGACUAAGGAUGGACCGUGGACCCCCAUUAGCUCUGUCUACGGUGGUGGUGUUGUUUCCAAACAACUGGGUGGCAUGAUGUUGGCUGUUCACGUGUCCAUGGUUGAAGGGGAGAAGCAUCUGAAUGUCAGGUCAUUGGUGACUGUAGUGAACAAGACAGAGGCUACCCUGGAGGUCUGUCUGUGCCCACGCUCACUAUUGUCACAGUCCUCCAAUGAUGAGCACAGCAGCGCUACCGUGCAUGCUGCUGUAUCAGAACGAGCAAGGGAAGGUGCUUCUCAGGACGAGGGAGGUGGUGGAGGAGUUGAAGUUGUUGAGAUCUUUGAGAACGAAAGGCAUCUGCCCUUCCUGGGUUGGAGCUCCUCUAACCUACUUCCUAUCGACCCCAAGGGCUGGAGCGACCUCAAAUCAAAGUCGUCCUCAAAGGGUUUCAAGGAGCCUGAGCUGCCUGCUGGCUGGAUCUGGAGUUCCGGCUGGCACAUUGAAGUUUCUGAGCACGUGGACAAGGAUGGGUGGGCGUACUUCCCAAGCUUUUUGGAGGCAUCGUGGCCACCCAGAGGCACUGCACAUCGGGUGAAAGGAUUCCCUGAUGCUGUCCGAAGGAGGCGGUGGGUGCGAUUUCGGCAGCAGUCACCACUCGCAAAAGCACCUGGUCGAGUUCUUUGUGGCUUGGUGGAACCAGGCAGCACUCUUCCUCUUCCUGUCCUACCUGCAUCAACAGAUCACACUGACCCGUGCAUCCAAAUUCGGCCGCGUGUUGCACCGUCUGACAACUCUGAAGCCACUGCCAUCCCAUUCUCAUGGGGAUAUGUUGACAAGCAUGCCUCAAAGGUCCUCAGGGACACCUCCACUUCAAAGCAGGCGCUUCCUCCUUUCUCGGACUUUCCUUUGCUGACCCUUGGGAAGACUGAAGAGUUGCUGUCCUGUCAGCGAUCAUCAACAGACAGUGAGCACCCAGAAACCCGCUGGAUGCUGGUGGAGUCAAUUGGCACCCCUUUAAGCAAGCGCUCAAGCUUCACUCCAACCGCGGACUGGGAGAUUGUUGCAGAAGCGCCCAUGACUUUCUGCAACUUGUUGCCAGAGCCAAUCACCCUGUCCAUCUGGAGCUCUGAUCCUCCAUCCACUGAGGUUCUGCUGAAGGAAGAUGGCCUGGUGUUGGAACCUGGAGCCAAGAAGGGCAUCUUGUCUGUACACCCGAAGGGUCGUCUUCUUGUGUGUCUGAAGAUUCGUGAAUCAUGGGUUCCACCAGAUGAAUCCGAUGAGCGUAUGAUAAUCUUUCACCCUCAAGAGCCUCUUCCGUCAGAAGUCACUCUGAUGCACAAGGAUACUCACAGGCAUCUUCAAGUGUCCAUCGAUCGGACUUGGUCUGCCACCUUUGGCAUGCUGAAGGAGGUCACCUUCUCAGUUCCUUGCUGGGUAGACACAGCUGGCUGCCCGCCCGUGGUACUCUCCCUGUCUCAUGGGACUUCAGUUGCUGCCAUAGCUAGUGGUUCCUUCAAACGGCCAUGGACAGAGCACAAGUGGAAUGGUAAAACUUCAAUGAAUCUGCUGCGGAGUCAAUCUACAAAGGACGAAGUGGUGAACGUGGGGACUGAGGGACGAAGCACAGUGAUGCUGUCUCGAUGUGACGACACCUCUGUUAUCCGCUUUGCAUUGGAUAGCUCAGGGGGCGUGGAGAAGUAUGGGCCCGACUUGUCCAUUGCAACUGUUCAAUCUCAGAGCACAAUGUGCAACUCACAAGCCACAGCAGCCGAUGGCUCAUACCUACCACUUGUGGCUUUUAUGGACGUCAGCCCUUUCGGCUCUCAAGUUACAAAGGUGCUGAAGGUCCGGCCGUUGCUCACUCUCACUAAUCGACUUGGAGAAGCAGUAUUUGUGAGACCACCUGGGGCAGAGGAGCAUAUCACGGAUUUAGCACCAUCUGACUGGCACAAACCACUUGUUUACCCACGUGGUUUUGGAACAGACACAUUCCAGGUUCGUACUAGUUUAUCCACGUGGAGCUAUCCACUCAAGCUCUCAGUGGAUGCUGAGGUGAUCGCUGUUGUGCGACUGCUGAGAGACAACUCCCGCCACUUCAUUCGAAUAGACGGCCGAGCUGGAGGGGCCACUUCCAAGCACAUGAUAUCAUUUCGGUUUGGGGGUCUUCACCUUCCAUUCAAACUUGAGAAUCACUCCAGCCACACUGUCUGUUUCCGGCAAAGUGGUCUACCCAUGACAGCAUGGGAGGUCCUCUUGCCAAAGUCAGCUGCUGCAUUUGCUUGGGAAGACCCAGGCGGGGAUAGAUGUUUGGAGGUUUAUGCCCGCACCCGUGAGGAGUCCACUGGAGAGUCUCUAGAGAGCAGAGCACAUCCUCCAGGCUCCAUGCUGUACGAUCUGUCAGAGCCAGGAAAUCUUGCCUCGCUUCCUCUGCCUGCUGCUGGUGGACGCCUGCGCGUUCAGUCAUUUGACUGUGACAGUGUCCGCAUCAUCCGCUUCAUGAACGGUGGAGUUAUGACUGGGGAGGAGGACCAGCAGCAGCAGCAGCAGCAGAGGGAUGGUGAGAUGGCCGCACCUGCUGGCUCGACGCUUGAGCGGCAGCAUAGCGCCAAUGUCCUGAACAAGGGCUCAAAAAUGGAGAUCAGUUUGGACCUUAUGAGUGUGGGGCUGUCAAUUAUUGACCAGCGACCUCAGGAGUUGCUGUAUGCAUUCUCAGAAGGUUUCCUGCUGAACUACCGCUACGAUGGGCAAGAUGACUCAAGCAGGUUGAAGCUGAUUCUGAAGAGUCUGCGCAUUGAUAACCAGCUGCCUCUGUCUCCCUUACCAGUGCUACUGUUCUUGGAGCAGAAAGGCAUGCCUGAAAAGGACCACGUUUUCAAGUUCCUUGUCUCGUCUCGUGGCAGCAUGAAGCAAGACGAAGUCUGCUACCCAAAACUCACGCUCUGGUUGGCACAGGAGCCGUGGCAAGUGAAUGUGCAUGAGGCCAUUGUGUGGCGGCUGUGGGAGCUUAUGGAGAGCAUUUACUGGGAGCACUUCUUUGCUCCGGAGUCUGCUGGUGCUGACGGAGGGGCAGUGGCUUCUGUCCAGGUCGACCCAAUGAUUCGCAUAGACCACCUAGUCGUCUCGGGUGCUCACCUUAAGCUCACGCUUGAAGCUGCCCCGACAUCCCGGCCUGCACAGCUCCUUGGCUCGUGGAGUAGUCUUGUCACUGCAGCAGGGAACACCAAGCGCAUGCCAGUCCGGCUGUCAGGGGCAACAGCCGAGUCAAGGCGACUGCGCAGGAGCAUCUUCAUGGAGGCAGUGGUGCGGCAUGUGCUGCGGGAUCUCUUACACCAGUCACUGCGCCUGCUGUCCGGUGUAGACGUGCUGGGAGUCAUCAGCUCCACUCUUACUGCUCUCGGACAUGGAGCUUCGAGGCUCGUACAUAAGGAGGACAUGAGCAACAGGCACUUCCAGCAGGCUCUUGGCAACCAGCUGGACAACGUUGGAGAGGGCCUUCUUUAUGGCGCCGAAGCAAUGGCGAAAGGAGUGGCCUUAGGGGUGGCUGAUGUCCUCGUCCGUUCUCGCUCCGGCUAUGAGACCCACGGGCCACCAGGACUGCUCCUUGGCCUCAGCAAGGGCUUGGCAGGGCUUGUGGUGCAUCCAGUGACGGGCUGCCUGCACUCUCUGGCGUUCCUUGUCGCCGGCGUGGAUGCGUCUACAGCUUCUUGCGCUCGCAUGGUGCAGCGAAAGCCUCAGCUGCAGCGGCUGCGUCUGCCCAGGGCGAUCUCUGCUGAUGGGGUUGUUCACGAGUACAGCAAGGAGAGCGCAGUUGGCCAGAUGGUGUUGUUCCUGGCUGAAGCGGGCUCAUACUUCGGCAAGCAUGACAUAUUCAGGGACCACUCCAAGUUCGCCCUAUCAGAUGCCUACGUGAAUCACAUUCUUCUGCCCAACUGCCGCAUCCUACUAAUCACCAGCCGCAGAGUCAUGAUGCUCAAGUGCCCUGUGGAUCCAGCUGGCCAACCUGACUCACUGGCACUGGUGCAAGGUCCAUCCCUUGUGCGUUGGGAUGUACCAUGGGACAACCUGCUCGCAUUGGAGACCAAGUACAUUCCUAGCUUCCCUCGGCCAGUAGUCUGUGUGCACAUGCGAGAGCCUACACCUCAACGCCUCUACACCAUUAUCCGCUGCCCAGAAUCACAUCCUGCUGAGCACGUGCAGGCGGAAGUUGCUUCAGAAUUUGAGACCUACAGUCCCAAGCAAGUCAAUUUCGAAGCAACACAGAUCCCAAGUGAGAUUCCUCACCACUCGUUCCUGUCCACUGCCAGCAGCCGGUCUUCUAUCUCGCUCACCACUUCAUCAACCCGGCCCAUCCAGCCAACACAGUCCAGGAGGUUCGGUCGCCAGCACAGCGUCCGGACCUCAGAGGCGGCACUGGCAAUUGGCCAGCGUGCACUGUCUUCUAGCGAAUCCAACCCGCUCAUCAUGACCCGUCCAAUAGCAUUGGCGUCCACGGCCUCUCACUCACUCCCAUCGCACGUCGAGACGGAUACAUUCAUUCGUGCAUGGGUGGUUGAGGAUGGACAAUCUUUCUGCUUCUCUUCUUGUCAGGGAGAUGCUGCUGAAGCUGGGCAUUUUGCGAUUUGGAAGCCAGUGCCUCCAGAAGGGUACAUCUCCCUGGGGGAUGUGGCAUGGCGAGGGCUGACCCCCCCUCCAGCUGUGCGAGUGCACUCCAUCACGCCAGCGUCGCUAGCUGCCGGUUCUGCCAAUGCCUUUGCUACGCCAGAUGACUACUUUCUU
This is a messenger RNA of Closterium sp. NIES-65, 10539 nucleotides long. Lineage: Eukaryota; Viridiplantae; Streptophyta; Zygnematophyceae; Desmidiales; Closteriaceae. The record is from the annotation of a GenBank genome assembly.